AAUGUUGAGGGCCUGACCCAUUUUGAUGAGAUUCUACGAGAACCUGAUGGUAUUAUCCUAUCUCGUGGUAAUUUGGGCAUUGAUCUUCCACCAGAGAAGGUGUUCUUAUUUCGAAAAUCUGCCCUAUACAAGUGUAAUAUGGCUGGAAAACCUGUUGUACUUACACGUGUUGUGGAUAGUAUGACUGACAACUUAAGACCCACUCGUGCUGAAGCUACUGAUGUUGCCAAUGCUGUUUUGGAUGGCAGUGAUGCAAUACUUCUGGGUGUUGAGACCUUGCGUGGGUUGUACCCUAUUGAGACUAUUUCCACUUUUGGCAGAAUUUGUUCAGAGGUAAUUUCAUUUCAUAUCUCAGUGGAAUAAUCAAUAAUACACUAUGGUAUGACUGACCUGAGUUCAUGCAAGUAGAUUUCCAUGAUAUUAACAAGCAAAAUGAGAACAAUUAGAAGAUUAGUUUAGUCGUUUAGAUUCAUCUUCAACCUUAGCACAUUAUAAUAUUAACAGAAGUCAGAACAUAGAUUCAUUUUUAUUAUUUUCUCUUACUGUCUUAUGGUGAUUUAUCUUGUAUAGC
This is a messenger RNA of Arachis ipaensis, 571 nucleotides long. The record is from RefSeq and is a predicted model, not a curated record. Lineage: Eukaryota; Viridiplantae; Streptophyta; Magnoliopsida; Fabales; Fabaceae.